GGAAAGAGAUAUUACAACCGCGAGGUCGUUGAUCCUAGAACCAACCAAACAACACCAUUGCACUCUAAUAAGAAGAAGCUUACCAAAACCAUGAAUCUUUCUGAUUCUCUCUCAUCGUUUCCCGGGAGAAGCCACCAUAUAUAGCCUGAGAGGUCUUCAAUUAGGGUUUUCGUAACCACCCUCCCUGUUAUGGCGGCAGAGAAUCGUAAGGAUCGAGGCCUUUCCUCUGAAGUCUCGAUUCCUUCCGGUUUGAACCGGAUCAAGACUCGGUUAGCUCCCAGACCCGAUGAAUCCGCCCUCACCGUUCCAAAGCCUCCUCCUCCUUUUAAUAACCGUAAGCCGAAAAGUAUCGCUCCUCGUCGUGAACAUGGCAAAACCACUUCCAAGCAAGAGCGUAAUAAGGGAAAGAAGUUGUCGAGGUGGCUUGCUUCUUACAAACCAAAGUAUUCUGUGAACCUUCACAAAGGUUAUGGCUGCUCAACUAGUGAGGAUGCCAAAUCUAAAGUCAACAACUCUCGUAAAGACGAGGAAACGAUGGUCAAGCUAUCUGAAACCAACCUUUCCUCUUGCAAGGUGCCAUCAAUAGGUAUAAAGAGCUUUUCACAUGAGUUAGGGCCACGCGGUGGUGUUCAAACUUCCCACCCUCGUCCACACAGCUACAACGACCUCAAGGAACUUUUGGGCUCACUUCACUCAAGAUUUGAUGUUGCAAAGGAGAUUGUGGAUAAGAAGCUGGAUGACUUUGUCAUAGAUGUGGAAGAGAAUAUGGAGAAAAUGGAUCCAUCAUGUCCUGAAGAUCGAGAAACGGCAGAGGAGUUACUUAAGUUGGCUCAAACCUGUAUAGAGAUGACAUCUGCUCAGCUUCGUGCUACUUGUGAAUCUAUUGUCCAAGACCUAACUAAGAAGAUGAAACAGUGCCAAGCAGGACUUGUGAAGUGGUUUGUCUCUCAGUUGCUUUUUAUACUGACUCAUUGUACAAGAGUUGUCAUGUUUCAGAAGGAGACUGAGCCCAUUGAUGAGAAUUCCUUCCGGAAAUUUAAGGAAUGUUUGGAAAAUAUCCCUGCUCUGGAAACAAAUUGGGUUUCCACUUCUAGAGUUGAUGACGCAGGAAAAAAGUUCAAGAAACAGGACAAAGAAUCUUUAGAGUCAGAGGCAACUUUAGGCUUUGGGAUGCCAGAUGAUCAAAGCAAUAAUGCUGCUAGAGAAGGUUAUGGAGCUUCUAAACAGGGGUCUCGGUUUAAUAGUAAAGUGGUGGAACAAAGAUCUUAUUUAAGUAAUGAGUAUCAAGAUAAGAUGCCAAAUGAUCCUUCUGGAAAAGAGUUAGGUGGAUGGGACUCUGUAAUCUGCAGAAUAUGCGAGGAAGAAGUUACUCUCUCCCAUCUGGAACCACACUCUUACAUAUGUGCAUACGCAGAUAAAUGUGAAAUCAAUUGUUUGGAUGUUGAUGAGCGCCUUUUGAAACUUGAAGAGAUACUGGAACAGAUCAUUGAUUCACGAAGUUCAAAUUCCUUUCAUCCCCAAGCUGGUGGCCUGGAAAACUCGGUCUUGCAGAAAUCUGGAGUUGCAUCUGAAGGUUGUUCUCCUAAAGUAAAUGAAUGGCGGAACAAAGGUGUUGAGGGAAUGUUUGAGGAUCUGCAUGAGAUGGACACUGCCUUCAUAGACGAGUCUAACACAUUUCCUAUUAACUUGAAGAGCCAUGUAGGGGCUAAAUUUUGCCAUCAUGGCACUUCAUCAUCAACUGGUAGCAUCACUUCAGUAUCUUCAACAAAUACCCCCAGAACAAGUCACUUUGACUCUUAUUGGCUAGAGCGGCAUAGUCCAGAGCAAGAGGAUCUUCAAUUGAUGAUGGACCUUUCUGAUAUUGCCCGGUGUGGAGCAAGCACAGAUCUCUCGAAAGAGGGUUCCUGUGACUAUUUGCUUGCCUGCAUGCAAGACAUACAAGCUGUCUUGAAGCAGAGCAAGCUCAAAGCACUUGUUAUAGAUACUUUUGGGGGGAGGAUCGAGAAACUUCUCUGCGAGAAAUAUAUGUAUGCCUGUGAUUUGAUUGGUGAUAAGAGUUCAACGGGCAAUGUAAAAGAGAGUGAAAGUGUCUCGGAGCAUGCAUCGCAAGGUUCCGCAAUGACUACUCCGCAUUUUGCGCAGAAAGAAAGGACAAGCAUAGAUGACUUUGAGAUCAUCAAACCAAUAAGCAGAGGUGCCUUUGGUAAAGUCUUUCUUGCACGUAAAAGAACAACAGGGGACUUUUUUGCAAUAAAGGUACUCAAGAAGCUGGAUAUGAUAAGGAAAAACGACUUCGAACGGAUAUUGGAAGAGCGAAAUAUACUAAUAACUGUCAGAUACCCUUUUGUGGUUCGAUUUUUUUAUUCAUUCACCUGCAGUGAUAACCUCUACUUGGUAAUGGAAUAUCUUAAUGGUGGUGAUCUAUACUCUCUGCUCCAGAAAGUUGGCUGUCUUGACGAUGACAUUGCUCGUAUUUACAUCGCGGAACUGGUUCUUGCAUUGGAAUACCUCCAUUCUCUAAAUAUUGUGCACCGAGAUAUUAAGCCUGAUAACCUUUUAAUAGCUCAUGAUGGGCACAUCAAGCUGACAGACUUUGGGCUGUCAAAAAUCGGUCUUAUAAACAACACAAUUGAUUUAUCUGGCCCUGAGUCAGAGGCAUCUCCAAGAAAAAGUUCUCGUCAUUUUCAGAAGAGCAAAGAAGAAGAGAGAAUUCGACAUUCAGCUGUUGGGACACCUGACUACUUGGCGCCGGAGAUUCUUCUCGGAACAGAACAUGGUUAUGCUGCGGAUUGGUGGUCUGUGGGAAUCAUCUUGUUUGAACUGAUAACUGGAAUUCCACCUUUUACAGCCGCCCGUCCUGAGAUCAUAUUUGACAACAUCCUCAACGGGAAAAUGCCCUGGCCUGAUGUGCCUGGUCAAAUGUCUUAUGAAGCUCAGGAUCUGAUUAACAGGUUUCUUGUUCAUGAGCCGGAAAAACGACUGGGGGCGAAUGGGGCUGCAGAGGUUAAAUCACAUCCCUUCUUUCGAGGUGUUGACUGGGAAAAUCUUGCUAUGCAAAAGGCUGCCUUUGUACCACAGCCUGAGAGUAUACAUGACACUAGCUAUUUUGUAUCACGGUUUGGUGAAAAGAGUUUUAGUGAUUCUGGUACUGACAACGACAAUGAAUCAUAUCCAAACUCAGGAGACGAGUUGGAUGAAUGCACCAACCUGGCCGACUUUGAUUCUCCACCUUACUAUCUCUCGUUCAUAAACUUUUCUUUCAAGAAUUUGUCACAAUUGGCUUCGAUCAAUCAUGAUGUGUUAUUGCAAAAGGAUCCAGCUAAAGGAGGAGGAGCCUCACCUUUUAAUAGCCAUGGAACGUAGAGCGUUGCUACAACCGUCAAAGCUGACUUUAGUCCACGGGUUGGUCUGGUUUGCACCUGCUUUGACGUUUGUAGCUGCUGCUGCUGCCACUUCUCUCCCUUUAUUUCUAUGCGAGUUGGUUACCUUAAAGGUUUAGGGUAACUAUUUAUGCAGUUUUGUCAUAAAAUCAUUUGGAAUGGUUUCAAAUGCAAAUCUCAAAACUAAUUAAUAGUGUGGCAACAAAACUGGCAUACCCGCCCACAGCACAUAUCUAUUAGAUACACAUUUGUAUUAUUAGAUUGGUGUAUAUUUCAGGGUGAUGAAAAUAAAAGAGAGUUUCUGGUUA
Messenger RNA from Brassica rapa (field mustard), 3688 nucleotides. RefSeq names its product probable serine/threonine protein kinase IRE4. Gene Ontology annotation, biological process: peptidyl-serine phosphorylation; intracellular signal transduction. The record is from RefSeq and is a predicted model, not a curated record. NCBI's taxonomy places the organism in Eukaryota, Viridiplantae, Streptophyta, Magnoliopsida, Brassicales, Brassicaceae. Gene Ontology annotation, molecular function: protein serine/threonine kinase activity; ATP binding.